Penicillium canariense is the source of this 1185-nucleotide messenger RNA. Its product is annotated as GSK family serine/threonine-protein kinase. Gene Ontology annotation, biological process: signal transduction; protein phosphorylation. Bases 1 to 1185 code for a protein of 394 amino acids. Gene Ontology annotation, cellular component: cytoplasm. The record is from RefSeq and is a predicted model, not a curated record. Gene Ontology annotation, molecular function: ATP binding; protein serine/threonine/tyrosine kinase activity; protein serine/threonine kinase activity. The transcript has 7 exons. NCBI's taxonomy places the organism in Eukaryota, Fungi, Ascomycota, Eurotiomycetes, Eurotiales, Aspergillaceae.
AUGUCACAAAGUCGGCCUGGGCUGUUCCCGACCUUGCGCAUGGGUGAGGUCGUCCGUGAAAAGGUCCAAGAUGGCCUGACGGGCGAGGCCAAAGAGAUCUCAUAUACCCAGUGCAAGAUCGUGGGCAAUGGAUCGUUCGGCGUCGUGUUUCAGACCAAGAUGGCCCCCAGCGGCGAGGACGCUGCUAUCAAGAGAGUCCUGCAAGACAAGCGGUUCAAGAAUCGUGAGCUUCAGAUUAUGCGGAUCGUGCGCCAUCCCAAUAUCGUCGAACUCAAGGCCUUCUACUACUCCAACGGCGACAGGAAAGAUGAAGUGUACCUCAACCUUGUGCUCGAAUACGUCCCCGAGACCGUGUAUCGCGCAUCGCGGUAUUUCAACAAGUUGAAGACGACGAUGCCCAUGCUGGAAGUCAAGCUUUACAUCUACCAACUCUUCCGGUCGCUAGCCUACAUCCACUCACAAGGCAUCUGCCAUCGCGAUAUCAAGCCCCAGAACCUCCUCCUGGACCCCAACACUGGUAUCCUGAAACUCUGCGAUUUUGGCUCCGCCAAGAUUCUCAUCGAAAAUGAACCCAAUGUCUCCUACAUCUGUUCUCGCUACUACCGAGCCCCGGAGUUGAUCUUCGGUGCCACCAACUACACAACGAAGAUCGAUGUGUGGUCGACUGGUUGUGUGAUGGCCGAGUUGAUGCUGGGGCAACCCCUCUUCCCUGGUGAAUCGGGAAUUGACCAGCUGGUGGAAAUCAUCAAGGUGCUCGGCACCCCGACUCGUGAGCAGAUUCGGACCAUGAACCCCAAUUACAUGGAGCACAAGUUCCCCCAGAUCAAGCCUCAUCCCUUCAACAAGGUCUUCCGCAAGGCUCCCCCCGAGGCCAUCGAUCUCAUCUCGGCACUUUUGGAAUACACCCCUACCCAGCGGUUGUCGGCCAUCGAAGCCAUGUGCCACCCCUUCUUCGAUGAGCUGCGGGACCCGACCACUCGGUUACCGGACUCGCGACACCAUGGCAACCCCGCCAAGGAUCUACCCAACCUGUUCGACUUCUCGCGGCAUGAACUCUCGAUCGCGCCCGAACUGAAUAGCCAGAUCGUUCCUCCUCACGCCCGUCCCGCUCUCGAAGCACAAGGUCUUGACAUCGACAACUUCAAGCCCUUGUCCAAGGAGGAGAUGAUGGCCCACCUCGACUGA